AUGACCGAGGACAGGCAGCAGGCUAUUAUACAGGAAUUUGCAACUGCUAGUCCAAAACAAUUCAACUACAUGAACAUGUCAAUGGUUUACAAUAUAUUUUGGUGUUGUGUGACUUACGAGUCAGGUCACUUCAAAGAUGGCGAUGGUGAUGAUGAUGAUAAUCAUGAAGACGAUGAUGAAGGAUGUGAGGAAGAAGAUUUAGAAGCUUUACCAGAAGAAGAAGUUGCCAUUGGAAACCGCCUCCCAAUUUGUAAAAUAUGUAACAGAACUUUCAGUACUAAACAAGGUUUGAAAAAACAUCAAGUAAUCCACACUGGUGAAAGUCCAUACCAAUGUGUAUUAUGUCAGCGGUGUUUUAAAAGACCAGAUAGUGUGAUAUCACAUAUGAUAUCUAUUCAUGAUGUAGACCCACGACCUAAAUCAAAACGUCCAUCUGUCUACAAAUGUAAUUCAUGUCAUGUACGUAUGUUCUCACAUGCUGAAUUUACAAAACAUCGAGUAGAGAAACAUGGCCUAAAUUGGCAAUACAAAUGUCAUAUCUGUGAAAAUGGAUAUUUUAAGAGAAAAGAUGAUCUAGAUUGUCAUUUAAAGGGUAACCAUAGUGACAUUAUUGUAAGUGAUGAAGAGAAUAAUUCAAGUCAAGAGUCAACAGGUAAUUGUGAUAAUAAUAAUAUUCUGUUGAGGAAUGAAAAGAAUGAUGGUGAUAAUACUGAUGAUAGUGAUAAUGAUAAUGGAUAUGAUAUAGCAUCAGGAGAUGGUUUUUGUUCUCAACAACAUUAUGAUCCAGGUGAGAUUGAAGUUCUUGGGAGCCACAGCCCACAGCAUGAAAAAGACGCUAAAAAUCAAGCACUGCCCAGACAUGUGGAUGAGUCUAUCAACAGCCAAGCAAUGAACGAACAUGCGGAAUGUCAACAAAAAACUUCAGUUGACAGUACUGAAGAUCAAGAUCUUCCGAUUGCAGUUGCAGUAAAAAGAAGAAAAAAUUCAAACCCUAAAAAAGUGAUUUAUGACAUGGUAGAAGAAUCUGAUCCAGAGUCAGUCUCUGAUAAAGAUGAGGAAUGGGUACCGGACUCUGAUCCAGAUUCACAGUUAGUGCCAAGUCAAUGUGAUAUCAAUGAUAUUCAGAUACAGCUAGCCAAAGAUGGAAAAUUUUAUAAAUGCAACUAUUGUGAAAAAAAAUUUGUUGCUAGACCCAGUGUCAGAGAACAUAUUAUAAUUAGACAUUUAAAUAUCAAACGAUUCUGUUGCAAACUCUGUAACGAGUCAUUCUUUAGACGAGAUGGUUUACAAUCCCACAUGGUUACCAUACAUGGUACAGACACGCGGGCGCCUAUGUGGAAAAAAGCUGAGAUGGAAAGGAAAGAGGCAUUGCAUUCUAGUAAACAAAGCAAGCAUCAAUGUGAUCAAUGUUGGGAUCGUUUCUGUUCCCUGAAAGCAUUGAAAAAACAUCGUUCUCGUGUUCAUAAUUCAUACAAGUGGAAAUUCAAGUGUAAAGUUUGUGAUAAACCAUUCUAUACAAAGAAGAACUUGGAUUUACACAUGAUUGGGCAUAAUGUUGUGAAGACGGUCAUAUCUAAUGAUGAGGAGAAAGAAACAGCAGUGAAGACAAGUAAUGAUAAUAUUGGUAAUCCAGAUGUGGAAGCUGUCAGUUUAGAUUCAGCAGAGAAGAAUGUGGUUGAUAAUCAAGAAGAGUCAUCUGCCUUCCUUAAAAGUAUCACUCUGGAAAACAUCGAUGAUACAAUUAUCAAAACUGACGAAGGCUACGUAUGCAACUACUGUCAUAAGCUAUUCAGGCGCAAGCGAGGUGUCAAAGAACAUAUCAUUAUCAUACAUUUGAAAAUUAAGCGAUACCAAUGUGAGAUGUGCAGUGAAACAUUCGCUAGACGUGAAAGUUUUGUCUCGCAUAUGAGGUCGAUUCAUAACAAGGAUGUGCGGAAUUCAAUAUGGAGGAAUUACGAGGAAGAGAAAAAAAAUGCAGUCAUGUCAGGAAAAAUAAAAAAGAAGUAUUCUUGUUCAAAGUGUUCUAAAAAGUGUGCUUCAAUGAGAGAUCUGAAAAGACACAAAGUAGAACAUAAUAAACAUAAAUGGAGUUUCAUUUGUCAUGUUUGUGAUAAACCAUUCCAUAAAAGGAUAAACUUGGUGCAUCAUCUCAAAGGUGGACAUCAUCAAGAGAAAGAGAUUGACAGUGUGAGUGUUGUGGAACAAGUUUUCAGAGAAAUGAAAUCCAUGGGGCUAGACACAACAAUCAAAGUCAUCUCUGAAUCAGAUGGAGAUCAAGUAAGACAAGUUUACCAGUGUCCUAAGUGUUCUAAGACGUAUCCAUAUCGGUACAAAUUGAAGCAACAUUUUGUCAUUGAUCAUGGGAAAAUAAAUCCUCAUGCAUGCGACUUCUGUGAAGAAACUUUUAGUCGGCGAGAAUCUUUAGUAACUCACGCACAGUUGAUACAUAAUAUUGACAUUCGUAAUCCAUCGACAAUGACCUCUUCUGAACGAGAAAACCAGAAGAAGAUGGAAUGUGUAUGUGAGAGUUGUGAUGCAACGUUUGAUUCUUACUUCAAGUUGAAAAUGCAUCGUCUAACACAUGAUGAUUUAAAAUCGUUCAAGUGUGAUGUUUGUGAUAAAAGUUUUGCAGAGCGCCAGGCUUUGGCAGUGCAUGUGGAAUGUCAUAGAUUGUCUGUUAAACAGUCUGAUCAUAGCCAAAGCUCUUCUACAGCAAGUGAAGUGAAAGACAAAGGUUCACAGCAACUGGCAGAACUCCAACUACAAAUCAAAUCUGCUCCAAGUAAAGAGCUUGAAAAGAUUCAUAAAUGUGGGACAUGUUCAAAAAGCUUUGAAACACAAAGGGGGUUGAAAAGCCACGAAAUUAGACAUCAACUCCAUAAUUUCAACUGUAACCGCUGUGAUGCUUCAUACACAAAGAAAGACAAGCUAAUUGAACAUAUAAAAACAACACACGGAUUAGAUAAUUUGAUACUUGAACAAGGUAAAAGAAAUCCGUCACAUUCUCUACAUGUAAAGAACUUUGAUGGCAACGAAACAGCUGGCCCAUCUACUGUGACUGAAAAAGAAAAACCAUACCAAUGUGAUCGAUGUUUACUUCGUUUCAGCCGACAAGAUUAUUUAACGAAACACCAAGUAGUUCAUACAGGUGCCAAGCCGUAUCAGUGUUCCACUUGUAAACGAUAUUUUAAACAAAGGGAGAACCUUGGUAAACAUAAAUGUUUUUAUAAGUGUAAUAAAUGUGAUAAAGUUUUCACCGACCCAUAUUCCAAGAAUCAACAUAAAUUCGAACAUUGGAAUAAAGACGCUUAUCAGUGCGAGAUGUGUGGUAGAUUGUUCACGUCCAAGUCAUCGUUACAGACCCAUCAACUUAUACAUUUAGGUAUAAAACCAUAUGAAUGUAAACAUUGCGGUAAAUGUUUUGGACAAUCCAGUAUUCUUGUGAUGCACAUGCGUGUACAUACAGGUGAGAAACCACAUCUUUGUGAACUUUGUGGUAAGACGUUUGCAUCUCCAUUUGAAUUGCGCAUACACCACAAACGUAAUCACACCAGUAAAAUGACUGAAUUUCAAUGCAGCGACUGCGGUUUGAAGUUUUCAUCUAAGUAUUCUCUCUGUGGUCAUCUUGGUAAACAUCGUUCUAAUGCAUCCUUCGCCUGUGAUAUCUGUGGCAAGACGUACCAUCGUAAAGGUAACCUGAUAGAGCAUCAGAAAUCUCAUGACCAAACUCUAAGAAUGUCAAAAAGGUCCAAAAGAACUUCAUCUAAACCUCCUCCUGCGAGUACAACUGUUCAUAUGGAGCCCAGUAUGAUAGAAACCUAUGCCUCAACUAGCGAUAAUAUACAAGACAUAGCUUCUACAUCGAUGGGGUAUCCAAGCAUACGAAGGGACACAGAAACCGAACAUUUGACCAUGACUCGUAAUGAACCAGUAAAUGUUUCUAAUAUGCUUGCCAACAUCUAUCAACCAACACAAGACCUGUAUAGUGGUCAUGAUAACGAACAACCAAACAUUUCACUUCCGUAUCCCACUGGACACUAUUAUCAGUACCCUAACUGAUGUGUAGUGAUGCCAAACAACCAAACAAUAUCUCGCACUCAACAAUAUUAUCAGUUAUCAGUUAGCUAAACUUUAUUUAAAUACUUCUGUAAAAUCUGUAUUAUAAACCACAACUUCUACUACUAGUAUUAAAAUGGUACAAUGCAACAGCAGGGAUGCGA
Molecule: messenger RNA, 4220 nt
Organism: Saccoglossus kowalevskii
Lineage: Eukaryota; Metazoa; Hemichordata; Enteropneusta; Harrimaniidae
Product: zinc finger protein 729-like
Source: RefSeq, a predicted model, not a curated record